This is a messenger RNA of Guillardia theta CCMP2712, 1766 nucleotides long. RefSeq lists its product as hypothetical. The transcript has 8 exons. Lineage: Eukaryota; Cryptophyceae; Pyrenomonadales; Geminigeraceae. Bases 1 to 1629 code for a protein of 542 amino acids. The record is from RefSeq and is a predicted model, not a curated record.
AUGAAUGAUGAGGAGGAGGACGAGGAGGACGACGAGGACGAGGAGGACGAGGACGAGGAGGACGAGGACGAGGAGGACGAGGACGAGGAGGACGAGGAGGACGAGGACGAGGAGGACGAGGACGAGGAGGACGAGGACGAGGAGGACGAGGACGAGGAGGACGAGGACGAGGAGGACGAGGACGAGGAGGACGAGGACGAGGAGGACGAGGACGAGGAGGACGAGGAGGAUGAACUGGGCCAUACAAACUCUGGUACAAACUACUAUGUUACUGGUGAUACACGUGAAUCCUGGAUGAUCAAAGAACGGACGAGAGAAGCUCAGGCUGUGUUCGUGAUUCUAGACGGCCUGUUCGGAGGAGGGAUCUCAAGAGACGUGAGGCGGUACUUGAGAAGCAAGCUUGGGGGGUGUCGCUUCCUGUCCGUCAAGUGUGGUCAUGUCUCAAGCGUGCAUGAUCGAGCUGUAGAAUGCUUCUACGCUCUCAAAGGUGGUAGGGUCGACUACAAUGCUGGAGGAUACGCGCUAGAGGAGGGGCAUGGAAGGUACGGGGGGCGAGACAUGGCUGGCUUGUAUCCUGAAUGGAGUGAGGAGCGUCCCAUCCACAUCCUUGCCUACAGUCUUGGAGCCCCGACAGCACGAUACCUGCAGUACCUCCUCGCGCGAUCCGAACUGACGGACGGGCGAGGAGGACGGCAUGUCACCUCAGGGCGGUGGAUACGAAGCAUCUGCACGCUCAACGGGGUGAACAACGGAACGUCUGCUGUGUUUGCCGUGGGGUUGUCGCCCUCCUCUCUUCGCCCUCUUCCUGCAAGCAUUCUCUGGUGGAUCUUCUCCCUCAUCUACUUCCUCGUCUGGUGCGAUCACGACCCAGAGAACGAGUGCCUCGGACUGCGCCUGCGCCAUUGGAAUGUGCGCAGGGAGCAGGGAGUGUCCCUGCUACGGCUCCUCUUCCUGUGGCGUCCGGGAGGGCAAGACAACGGAGGGAGGGACCUCAGCCCACAGAGGAUGCGCGAGCUGAACGAUAAGAUGAAGGCAGUCCUUCCCUGCAGUGAGACCAGGUACCUCGCGUGCUUCUCCUCCUCCACGCAGCAGUGGAGGAUGUUGGGGAGACUGCAGCUGCCAACGGUGAAGCUCUUGCGCCACCUCCCCUUCGCUCUCUUUCUCCUCCCUCUCAGCCUCUUCGUCAGCUUCCUCGCCUUCGUCAGGCGCAUCUCCUCCUGCUCCAGCGAAGCUACUCGCCGCGCCAAGCACGAGAAAGUGCACGUGAAGUCGGUCGGGGGGGGAGAGGAGGAGCAGGAGGAGGACAAGACAGGGACCUUGAGGACGGGCUCCGUUGCCUGCAACGCCUGCUGCUCCGCCAGGUCGUCUUGCUCCAUCUGUACAGCAGCAGAGGAGGAGGAGGAGGCCAACGACGGGCUCGUUGCCGUGGCUGGUCAGCUUCCUCCGCGAACAGAACCUGUGGUUGCCACCUACUCGUGCAUCUGCAAGCUGGAGGGCGCAGGUCGGAGGCUGCAGGGAGGAGGCUGGACGAGCGUCCGCGUGUGCCAUCGGGAUCACAUCGACAUGACGGAGGACGGGGAGUGGCAGAGGAGAUGGCUAGAGAAGCUCUGCAUGCUCAUAGCUGCCUAGUGCGUUCACUUGCAGUCGCCCCUCCCUCCUCUUCCUCCUCCUCCUCCUCACUUCGUUUCCUCCUAUCCCUCGCUCUUUUAUCGGCAGAUGUCGCAAACGUCUACUGAAAUCACCUGCUGCUUCCCGUCUUUCACGAG